AUGGACAUCGUCCCCGUGACCGAGCGCAGCUGGAGUAGAGAGCAGAAGGCAGAGAUCCCAGCAGCCAUGGCCUCAGGGACUCCUGAACAGGAAAUCACAGAGGAACCCAUAUGUCCCAUCUGCCUGCAAUAUUUCACAAAGCCAGUGAGCGCAGACUGCGGGCACAACUUCUGCCGGGGCUGCAUCACUCGGUACUGUAAAGAAUGGACAACGGGAGACUACGGGCCUUUGUGCUGCUCCGUCUGCAGAGCUCGGAUCCGGACAGGGAAUCUCCGGCCCAACCGGGACCUGGCGCAUAUAAUAGAAAAAAUCCAAGAAGAGGGUUUAAAAGCAGACGAAGCGGGAAAAGAGAAUCUGUGUGCGAGACACAAGGAGAAACUCAACCUGUUCUGUGAGAAGGAUGGGGAAGCCGUGUGUGCGGUUUGCGAGAGAUCCCCAGAGCACAGGUCUCACCCGGUGCUUCUCCUUGAAGUGGCUGCCUGGAAAUAUAAGAAACAAACCCUGACCCAACUGAAGACUCUGAAGAAAGAGCGAGAGGAGCUUCUGGGAUUUAAGGAGACCGAAGAGAGGAAAAUGAAGGAGUACCGGGUAAGUGCCCAUACUGAGAGGCAGAAGGUUGUGUCUGAAUUUGAACAGCUGCACCAGUUCCUGGAGGAACAAGAGCGACUCCUGCUGGCCCGGCUGGGAGAGCUGGAGCAGGAGAUUGUGAGGUGGCAGAACGAGACUGUCACCAAACUCAACAAGGAGAUUUCCCAUCUCAGCGAGCUGAUCAGUGAGAUGGAGGGGAAGGGGCAGCAGCCAGCGAGGGAAUUCCUGCAGGACUCCAGAAGCACCUUGAGCAGGUGCAAAAAAGGGAAGUUCCAGGUGCCGGUGAAGAUCUCUCCUGUGCUGGAAAAAAGACUCAGCAUUUACUCUCAACAAACUCUUGCUCUAAAGGCAACUUUGAGGACCUUCAAAGAGAAUGUGACUCUGGAGCCAGACACGGUUUAUCCCGGACUCGUCCUGUCUGAGGAUCGGAAAAGUGUGCAAUGUGGAGACACCCGGCAGGAUCUGCCUGACAAUCCCGAGAGAUUUGAUCCCGUUCCCUGUGUGCUGGGAUGGAAGGGGUUCACUUCGGGGAGACAUUGCUGGGAUGUGGAGGUGGGAGGUGGGGAACGCUGGGCCGUGGGGGUGGCUAGAGAAUCACUGAGGAGGAAGGGACUGAUCGACUUUAACCCUGAGGGGGGGAUCUGGGCUGUGGAGCGGUGUCUGGAUCAGUACCGGGCUCUCACCUCCCCUGAGGUCCCUCUCUCCUUGAGCCGGAACCCCAGAAGGAUCCGGGUUUCUCUGGACUAUGAGGCAGGGCAGGUGGCAUUCUGCUAUGCAGAUGACGAGGCCCCGAUCUUCACUUUCCCACCGGCCACUUUUGCUGGGGAUAGAAUCUGCCCUUGGCUCUGGGUCUGGAAAUCCCAACUCCAACUGUGUCCCUGAGACGGGGCGGGUGGUGGGGAGAGAGAUAUCCCACUAGAAUCCCAUCAACAGAUGGGCUUCUCUAGGACCUACCAUCACCUGGAGGCUACAGAGGGCUUCUGCCUCAUCAGAACAGGAAGAAGAUCGUGAUGAGGCUAGACCAGAAACUGAUAUUGACCAGCUUGUUCAGCACUUAUUCUCUGCAUCCCUGGAGGACUCUAACAUUCAGCAGGGUCAGAGACUGAGAUGGGCAGAUCUGGUGGAGGGGAGGAGAAGGUGAGGACUGGAGAGGAAACCUUUUGUGCUGGGCGGGGGGAAUUAAUAAUCUCCACAGAGUAGGAAUGUUGUAUAUAGAAUUUUACAAGAUUAUUUUUUAUUUUUAUGCAGUGGAUCUUACAUUGUUGUUAUUCACACAAUCGUUGUUGUCUACAGGGAAAGGUUUGUUUGUUGUUUGGGUUUUUUAUGUAUAUUAAUUCUAUAAAACCUCCCUUUCUUCUGGGUGUGGGGUUUAAGAUCCCAACUCCA
This is a messenger RNA of Terrapene triunguis (Three-toed box turtle), 1974 nucleotides long. Its product is annotated as tripartite motif-containing protein 10-like. The coding region runs from base 1 to 1470 and encodes 489 amino acids. The transcript has 8 exons. Gene Ontology annotation, molecular function: zinc ion binding; protein binding. The record is from RefSeq and is a predicted model, not a curated record. NCBI's taxonomy places the organism in Eukaryota, Metazoa, Chordata, Testudines, Emydidae.